Molecule: messenger RNA, 2750 nt
Organism: Scleropages formosus (Asian bonytongue)
Lineage: Eukaryota; Metazoa; Chordata; Actinopteri; Osteoglossiformes; Osteoglossidae
Product: interferon-induced protein with tetratricopeptide repeats 1-like
Exons: 2
Coding region: 273-1784 (503 amino acids)
Biological process (GO): defense response to virus
Cellular component (GO): cytosol
Molecular function (GO): protein binding
Source: RefSeq, a predicted model, not a curated record
CUUGGAACGUUAAGCUGCUUACAACUAUUUACCCAUUUCUACAGCAGAGCAAUUAUUCCUAGAGCAAUUAUAGGUUCAGUGUUCUGUCCAAAAAAGACUACGGCCAGAGGUGGGAUUCGAACCUGGGUGUGUCAAGAGGAAAGCUUUAACCACGACGCAACACCCUGUUGCAAACUCCUUCUCAUCUGAGAACAUUGUUCCAGGCACCCACAUCUGCGGUGUUGUGAAGUGGAGCUUCGCAGAGACCGGCUGGUGCUGUGUGACUCCUUGAAAUGGCUUUGGAUCAAGACGAAACACUGAAAGGCAGACUAAAUGACCUGGAGUGCCACUUUACGUGGGAUCUUAGGAAAAAUUACACUGUCCUCAGUGAUCUUCAAAACAGGAUUGACUAUGAAAUGAAGAAGCUACUCUUGAAGCAAAAAGGAAUCAGUAACUUCCUUACCUUUUUGGCUUUUACAAAGUAUCAGGAAGGCUUGCUUGAGGAAGCGCUGGAGAACUUGCAGAAGGCUGAAGAAGACAUUCGUAAACACAGUGAGGAAGACUGUGAGAAACUGCUCCUUCUCACCUAUGGAGAUCUUGCCUGGUUGUACUACCACAUGAGCGAAAAAACAAAGUCUAUGAGCUAUCUAGAGAAGCUGGAAGACAUUAAGAAGCAAUUCUCAGGAGAAUCGUCCUCUGUCCUCCAGGCAAAAGUCGAUGGGGAGAAGGCAUGGACCUUGCUCAAGUACUCACCUAAAUAUUCUGAGAGAGCUAAGGAAUGUUUCCAGAAAGCUCUGGAGCAAGAUCCAGAUGAGAGUGACUGGAGAGCUGGCUAUGCUAUUGUGCUCUUUCGGACAGAAUUACAGUGCAAAAGCAUUGAAGACUCAGUAGCCACCAAAGAACUGAGACGUGCCUUAGAGGUGAACCCAGGAAAUCCUCUCAUCAUGGCUCUUCUGGCCAUCAAACUUGUUUCUUAUGGGAAACCAACUGAAGGAAAAGAACUGGUAGAAAAGAUCUCAACAGAUGACCCUGAAGUGAAAUCAUAUUUGGCAGAUUUCUAUCAACAGUAUGGCUCUGUGGAAAAGGCUGUGGAUCUCUUGAAAGAGGCAAUCAAAGAAAGACCAAAUAAUGCUGCUCUGCAUAAUAAAAUUUCCAUGUGCUACAAGAAGCAAAGACAGUCUUUGCUCAAGACAAGAGAUGCCUCAGACAGUAGUGCUCAAAGGCUUCUCGCCUGGCAAAUCGAUCACCUGGAGAAGGCCAUCUCACUGAGACCUUCGAAAGUUAAAAUCAUGAUGGAUCUGGCCAAGGCCUAUGGAGAAGCUAAAGCCUUCAGGAAAGCUGAGGAGCUCUUUGAGAAAAUAUUUAAGGUUGCAGAAGAUCUAAAAGACAACUUGCAGGCUGUAUAUUUAUGUUAUGGGGACUUCCAGUUGUAUCAGAAGAAAUGUGAAUCUUCGGCCAUCAAACAGUACAUGAAAGGAUCGAAAAUUCAGAACGAUACACCAGAGAAGUGGAAAUGUACUGAAAAACUGGAGACCAUAGCAAACAGGCGAAAGAGAAGAAAUCACAAAGAUGGUGAAGCCUUUGGCAUUUUGGGAUACGUUCAUCACACAAGAGGCGAUGCACGCCAGGCUAAAGCAUACUAUGAGCAGGCUCUUAAAUUCGAUCGGGGCAACACAGAGUACCUCGCAGCUCUGUGGGACCUUCGGCUUUCUUUAACAUCCGGCGUUCAAGACAAAGGGGAGAAGCAUGAAGCCACGGAGGAGAAGAAGACAGCUCUUUCAAGCGAUCGUGACAACAAGAAAUAACUCUUCCCUUCGUGUCCUGUGCUCUCCAGUGGUUAAAAGUACAUGAACCACCAAUAUAACCAUUUCAUUUAUUCUUCUUUAUGCAGUUUCAGUGUUUAUAGAAUAAUUAUGUCUUUUUUCUAACACAGUAAGCACACAAAAAGUAUCCUGAGUGCAGCUGUUUGCAUUACCUGUUACUUUAUGUAUAGCAUACUAUCAAUGGGUUUAUGGUUUCAUGUAAUGAAAAAAAUAUUAUCUUUUCAGAAAUAUCUACUAACUGCAUUCAUUUACAAAGUGCUGUAAGUAGCUAAUGUCCCAUCCAAAGCGUAGCCUGAAUAGCCUGAUCUUCCAGGAUGGGCUCCAGACCACCACGACCCUGACUUGGACAAGCAGUUUAUGUCGGUGAGUAAAAGGAGUGCGAUCGGUCAUUUCUCUACAUUGACAGGAAUUAGGAGAAAGGGGAGAAAACCAGGGGAAAAGUUGGCAAGAAGAUUCUUUUUUUAAUGUGAUUAUCUACGCUGGAAUGGUGAUUUAAAGUUGUUGAAAAUAAGUUCAUACAUCAUGUGCAUUGCAUGACAGUCAGAAAGUCUUAAAUAUAUCGCUAAAGUGUUUGAGCUGAAAUAACUCAGAAGUGACAAACAUGUUGAAAACGUAUUGUGCUUAUCGUUAUGGUUCAGAGAAACGCUUUUUUAUCUUUCACGUGUUUUUUGCCUUUUGCAUUUUUUUAUCUCAUCCUAUUUUUUUUUGUAUUUGCUUUUUAUUAUAGGCAGAAAACCAUCGCGAAUAGCUAACUAGAGUGAUUUUUACAGCGCUUGUGGCAUUUACCUUCUUAUAGAGUUUACUGUGUGUGAUGUGACAGUACAGCGCCAAAAAUGUACACAUUCCAGUGUUUGUGCUGAGUCUUUCUACAAAGUUCACAUAUGUACUCCCAUGUUAACCGUUUUAAACACGAACCCAACUUUUAAUAAAAUCACCCGUGAAAGCAGA